AAGAGAACGGUUAAGUUAACCCCGCCAAUAACCGCCUCUCUCCGUCAGUGAUCCCGUUUUUUGUUUCCUUUUUAUUCUCACUUUGUUAAGUGAAAGCUGACUAGUUCCAGUCUUCGAAUUGAGCGCGCAAACCAAACAGACGAAGAUUGAUACAACAUUCCGUGGCUAUGGCUAAUAAAAAGAUUAUGUGCUUGUUUGAUGUUGAUGGAACGCUGACUGCAUCUCGCCAGAUAGUCAGACCUGAUGUGGAAAAAUUUUUGUUGGAAACGGUGCGGAAAGAAUUUGACAUCGGACUUGUUGGCGGUUCCGACUUUGCAAAAAUAUGUGAGCAAAUGGGAGGUAACGACGUUGUCAACAGAUUCAAGUACGUUUUUGCAGAAAAUGGUCUGGUUGCUUUCCAAGACGGCAAGCGACUUAUCACUGAGUCUAUUUUAGACGUUCUUGGAGAGGACCAGUUGCAGGAGAUAAUAAACUUUGCCUUGCGUUACAUCGCCGACCUCAGAAUACCUACAAAACGUGGUACUUUUAUAGAAUUCCGAACAGGCUUGAUAAACAUAUCACCAAUAGGUCGAAAUUGUAGUAGAGAGGAGCGAAUUCAGUUUGAAGAAUAUGACAAGGAGCACCAAAUUAGGCGAAAAUUUAUCCAAGCCCUUAAGAAAGAGUUUCCAGACCUACCGCUCACAAUGAGUAUAGGUGGUCAGAUAUCUAUAGAUCUGUUUCCAAAUGGAUGGGACAAGACGUACUGUCUCAAAUACAUCCAAGGCUACGACGAGAUCCACUUCUUCGGUGACCGGACAGAGGAAGGUGGUAACGACCAUGAGAUUUAUGAGAGUGAUCUAACAAUUGGUCACCGUGUUACUAGUCCUGAUGACACAUUGAGGCAACUCAAGAUUUUGAUCGCUCUUGAGUACGAGAGGAAGACAAAGGGAGAUCUUUCUUCUCCUGUGCAAUUGCUGUAACAAUUUGUAAUUUAAUGCUACUGAAUUUCAUGGAUAAUAUUCGUGUAAUUGUAAUUACUCGUAAUCUAUGAGCUCGUAAUUUCGAAAAUACUAUCCCAUCUAUCAAAGGAUUAGUCGAUGUAGUUCCACUGAUUUAGUUGGGAGUUUUGCAUCAGCAAGGUUCACCGCCGUAUCAAAACCCCAAUCGAGCUGGUGUAUCAAAGCUCCUUCAAGGAAAAUAGUUGAGAUAACCAAUUGGUCUUGAGAAAGUGUUGGACUAGUGUUAAUUUUUAAGCUGAUAUAUAUAAAUAACUAUUUAAAUAUAAUAAAAGUUGAUGAAAUACGUAUUUUUCGAUCAAGACAUCUACCAACAGUUGAUCGUAGAUCAAAGGUUCAAUUUGUUUGUACUGCUCAGCAUGUCCCUACAUGAUAAAUGCUCGAUACAUUUGUACCGCAGCUUGUUUUUUUACGGAGAAUACGAUGAAAAAUCAUUCGUACUACUGAAAUUAAUUAUCAGAAUUAUUUUAUUAAAUCAUAAUGCUAUCAAACAGUGUAUAUUUACAGUAUUAUUCCGUUCCUCGAAAAAUAAAUUUAAAACUCUGAAUAACGAAACUACUUCUGGGAAUAAAAAAGUUACUUUGCCUCGAAUAGUACGGCGCGUUUAAAAAUCGUAUAUGUAUGUAGGUAACGUAUGGGUGUACAGUUACAGUAUUAUAAAAUGCCCGUUUCCCUUAUUCCACUAUGAAUAUGAAAACCUAAACUAUAAGCU
Messenger RNA from Athalia rosae (coleseed sawfly), 1707 nucleotides. It is a transcript of the gene Pmm2, whose product is annotated as phosphomannomutase. Gene Ontology annotation, cellular component: cytosol. Gene Ontology annotation, molecular function: phosphomannomutase activity. Bases 168 to 959 code for a protein of 263 amino acids. Gene Ontology annotation, biological process: GDP-mannose biosynthetic process; protein N-linked glycosylation; mannose metabolic process. The record is from RefSeq and is a predicted model, not a curated record. The transcript is spliced from 5 exons. Lineage: Eukaryota; Metazoa; Arthropoda; Insecta; Hymenoptera; Athaliidae.